This is a messenger RNA of Arachis ipaensis, 1534 nucleotides long. Its product is annotated as E3 ubiquitin-protein ligase SINA-like 10. The record is from RefSeq and is a predicted model, not a curated record. Gene Ontology annotation, molecular function: zinc ion binding. Lineage: Eukaryota; Viridiplantae; Streptophyta; Magnoliopsida; Fabales; Fabaceae.
AUAUUUAUCAUCAAAUUUUAUGGACUCUACGAUUUUUUUGGACAUAUUGAUAUUGUUUUAUUUCCUUUUUAACCUAAGUCCAAAUUUCAUAACAUAAACCUAACUUUUUUGGGGUUCAAAUUCCACUUAUACCGUUGCAGUAACAUUCCAGUAAAUUUUCCUACUUUACUCGGUUUCCACAUUAAUUAACUAUUCUUCUGUUAUAAUUCUCUUGCCAAGUGUCCAAUACUUAUUGAUCGGUCAACCUCCUAAGUCCUAACCACGCUUUUCCCAUGCCACCAUAGAAUACAAAGCGAUACUGCCUUGGUACUUGGCAGAUGGCCUCUCUAUUGAUUAGCUGAUUUUUUAAUGAAAAUAAAUUUGGGGCUAUUCAGCUUCUGUGCCUCGCUCUACGUCUCUAGUCUCUUUAUAUGAGUUUCAGUUGUGAAAAGAUUAGACGGAAAGAAAGAUCAUAGAAAUGAAGAAAGUCAUAGCAGCCACAAGCCGAAAGCGUAAACAAGAUCGCUCUCGCGCAAACAAAGAACAAGUUCCUGAUGAUGAACCUGUAUCAGUCAAAGCCUCAGGUAAGAAAGGUUCUUCUACACAAGAUAAGUCCUUCAGUUUCUCCCUUUCAGAUCCAGACGUCCUUGAUUGCCCCAUUUGCUUUAAUCCUUUCACCACUCCAGUCUAUCAGUGUGAAAAUGGUCAUGUUGCUUGCUCUGUUUGCUGCUCGCGCAUUCUUGAGAAAAAGUGUGCCUCCUGCUUCUUGCCAAUAGGUUCCAUUCGUAACAGAGCCUUGGAGAAAGUUCUGGAAUCUGUUAAAGUGCCAUGCGCUAAUGCCGAAUACGGUUGCACGGAAACACUCCGUUACAGUGACAAGUCUGGCCACGAAUCCCAAUGCAACUUUGUCCCAUGCUCUUGUCCACACUCAGAUUGUGACUUCGUUUCAUCAUUCUCGGAUCUACCCGCCCACUAUAGAACUGAGCAUGGUUCGUCUGCCAGCGCCGGAGUGAGGUUUUUGUACGAUAAGCCUUUCAAGGUCACACUGAAUUCUGAUGAUGACGAUGAUGACGUCACUAUACUUCAAGAAGUGAAUGGUGGAAAGUUGUUCAUAGUAAAGAAUUUUGUGGCGGGUCUUGGAAAUGCUGUCAGUGUUUUCUGCAUUCAGCCAGAGUUAUUGCCUAACUAUCGGUGCCAAAUUUCGGCCAAGUCAAAUGGAUGCAGUCUGGUGAUGAAUUCUUUUACAAAAAACACUCAAAACUCUGCUAUGGCGACUAUUCUUUCAUCAAGGUUUCUGCUCAUUCCAACUGAUUAUUUUGGUGCCGGUCAACCUCGCGCUUUUGAAAUUUGCAUAUUUAGGUCAUAUGAGUAGAAGAUGUUUUAGUGUUACUCAGCCUUUUUAUGUUUUUUGUUUAUUGCAUUGGGAAUGAGAAGACUUUGAAUGCAGAUAUUAUAUCCAAUGUAUAUUAUCUAAUCAGAUAAUGAGAACUUAUAUAUAUGACUACACUAUUUUCAAAUAAUAGGAUACUCUCUCUAGACAUAUAUUGAGUCCAAA